Molecule: messenger RNA, 603 nt
Organism: Helianthus annuus (common sunflower)
Lineage: Eukaryota; Viridiplantae; Streptophyta; Magnoliopsida; Asterales; Asteraceae
Product: 36.4 kDa proline-rich protein-like
Exons: 1
Coding region: 1-603 (200 amino acids)
Source: RefSeq, a predicted model, not a curated record
AUGGCACCAGAGCCUGUUAUUGCUCCUGAUCCUGUACCGGUGCAAGACCCUGUUCUUGUGGAUGCACCAGCCCUUGCACCACCUAUUGUUGAUAUUCCCAUUGUUGCACCACCAGUGGUGGAUGAUCCUAUUGCUGAUGCACCCGCUCUUGCACCACCUGUUGUCGACCAUGCACCCUUUGCCACGCAUGUCGACCCUCGAUACGCCGACACCCACAACGGGUGGAUCGACGAUGAUGAUUAUCCCCCGUUCGUGCUACCUGUCACUCCUCCUGUAGCACCUGUUUCUGCACCUAUUGAUGUUCCAUUUUUUCACCCACACACCUCUGAUACCCAUCGCACCGACCUUCCUAUCACAUUCGUCCAGGAUAUUCCUCCGCCACGUCCUGGGGAGGGUUCAUCGAGGCAGCAACCUGCUUUUGUUCCACCUGUACCGUCAUCUGUUCCGUUCAUGUCCCAGUUCCCUCACACUACACCAUCUUUUGUACCUUCGGGCGAGCCGUUUCUGUGGUCUUCGCCCAAUGUUAUGCCGUUAUCAGACCCGUAUCACCCGUUUCAUGUGGGGUACACGACAGAGGACAUACUCAUCUCCCUACAGCUAUAG